GAAAUGAUUAAAAUGUGGUAGCUAAACAUACUAUUUUCCAAUAAGUCAAAAUCUAAAGUGAUGUUGUAACUGACAUCAAAGUUCUUAACGACCAAGCCAAAUUAAAAACUACCAUUAUAUGCAUAACAUGAUGGAGCAGUUUAACAAACAUCAAUUUCUACUAUGUGCAUUUUCCCAACCCCAAUAUAACGCAAACCAAAUCAUACUUUAUUUUUAGUUAUAUUAUAUAGUUUAACCAAAUUAUUCACAAUCACAUUCAUCACAACUAGUUUUUAUCUUUAAGAUGGGAAACCAAGUCUCAUUUCGUCCUUCAGAUCCAACAGGUAAAGUAGUUUUCUUAGAUGGUUCAGUUCAUGAAUUUGAUGAAGCAAUAACAGUGGCAGAGUUAAUGAUGGAUCAUCCACAAAAAGUAGUAGUUGAGUUUCAUUCAGCUGUGAACCAAAAAAGACCAACACCAUUACCUGCUGACAAGAAGCUAGAUAUGAACAAGAUAUAUUUGAUGCUUCCAGUGAAGCAAGGGAAGCCUAUUGGUUUAAGCGGCGAAGAAACUCGCCGAGUUCUUUUGAUGGUUAAUUCUAUUCUGAAUUCUAAUUAUGUUUUGUGUUCUUCUAAGUUUCUUCCUUGGUUUAGUAGUUUAUGUCAUAACAGUGAAAUUGUGGAACCUCAGAGAAAGGAAGAGGUGAUGGAGGAGAAGGGAGAGAGACAUGAUUUUUCGGAGAAUUUGCCGGAAAUAAUGGAAGGGAGACCAGAUUAUUUGAAUAGGCAGAUUUCAGGGAAAGGGUGGAAGCCUAGCUUGGAUACUAUUAAGGAGAAGAAUAUUGAGAAAAAACAUACUCAUUGGUUGUUCCUCAAGAGUUUUUAGUGGUAUAGUUAUUUUAGUUUUGGUUAGUAGUUAAAUAAAUAUUGUGGAUUAAUGUUGGGUAUUAUUAUGUGUAGAAAUUAUGUUAAUGAGUAUGGUUCUUGUUUAAUUGCAUUUGCAUGUGUGUAUCUUAGGUGUAACUUAGAUCCUUUUCUGCAUAUACCAAAUUCUGUAAUGCUGCUCAAAUGAAACUGUGAAAUCCUUUUUUCA
Molecule: messenger RNA, 1069 nt
Organism: Medicago truncatula (barrel medic)
Lineage: Eukaryota; Viridiplantae; Streptophyta; Magnoliopsida; Fabales; Fabaceae
Exons: 1
Coding region: 284-862 (192 amino acids)
Source: RefSeq, a predicted model, not a curated record